Molecule: messenger RNA, 8491 nt
Organism: Anarrhichthys ocellatus (wolf-eel)
Lineage: Eukaryota; Metazoa; Chordata; Actinopteri; Perciformes; Anarhichadidae
Gene: rusc1
Product: RUN and SH3 domain containing 1
Exons: 14
Coding region: 229-5982 (1917 amino acids)
Cellular component (GO): cytoplasmic vesicle
Molecular function (GO): protein binding
Source: RefSeq, a predicted model, not a curated record
GAUGCUGAGGCUGUCACCGUCUAGAGAGAUUCACAUUCACACGGACUGUGAUGCGAGCGAGCCCGACGAGAUGGAGACUUUCAUCCAUCUAACCUGCAUCUGAUCGAUCUUGGGAGUCAAGCCAAGAUGUGACCGUCACGGCGCAUCAUAGUUUGGAUCUGUCCUUUACAACACUUGUUUCUAUAGCAACAGAAAUAUCAGAGAUUCCUGAAAAGUCCCAUUCCCACAAUGCAGUCCUCCAGCUGCUCCUCUCAGCCUCCAAAGCCGCGGCGCUUUGACGUCAGCAGGCGGACCAAUACCGUAGCUGGACCAAAGUCUCAAGGCCCUGGUUUCCAGAGGGAGGAUAAAAACAUGAACACGAUGACCACGUCCUCCCCACGCCGGCCUACCAAAGCUCCCCCUGCACCCACCAGGACCAGGGUGGCAGUGCAGCCUCGAGCACCAGUAACCCAGUCCAGGUUUGGCUCACAGAAACAAGGCUCCACCUUCUCCAAAUCAGUUAUGCCCAAACCCAAGAGUGCUCGUGCAUCUGCGGCAGCCAAAAUUGCACCAGCAGCCGCACUACCUCCGCUUCCCUCCGUUCUCCCUCUUGACCCGAACUGCAACGAGCCGAGCCUCCCGUGUCUGUGCUGCGAUGGCCGCUCCCCGCAGGACAAUAACAGCAUGUUCAACCAUAACCACAACAACAACAACACCAUCUCUAUCAGACAGCAACUGCAGCUACCCCCACCUCCGGCCCCGUUGCCCCAGAGGCAGGAUGGGAAAGGGACCAAGGAGAAGCCUCAGCCUCCUGCCAAAGCACAGGCCCAGCUGGAGGCCUCUGCCCGCCCUGCUGCCAGUCUGGAAAAUGAAGGCAAGAAUGCAGCCGCAAGCGCUAAUCUGGACAACAAGAAAAAUGUAAAAGUAGAGGAAGAAGAUGACGAGGAAGAGAGCAGUGGGGAUUUUGAUAUCGAUGAUGUUGAAGAGGCUGACAAUGAUGACGACGACGACGAUGAUGACACCCUGGUCCCCUCAUGCUGUGACUGUCCUCCCUCCCUCCUGGAGUUUUCACUCUCCUCCUCUACCUCGUCAUCCUCCACUUCUAUCAGCUCCUGCUCUGAUCUGGAUUCUGACUGUGCAGAUCAAUCCGCCUCCAUCUGCUCUUCUCACGACCAAGAUAAUCUGACAGUUGCUCUGUCCCCCAAAGGCCGCUCUCACCCACGAGCCCCUGAAUGCAAACCUCCUGCGCGUUCACCCCCAUCCCUUCCUCUUAGCUGCAAUCCCUUCGUCUUAACACCACAUUCCCCAAUGUCCCCUUGCUCCCCAGAUGAGGGCUACCCCUCUGCCCUGGACUCCCCUUCUCCUGACUACUUAGGGGCCAAAGGUGAUUCUGAGGUCACCAAACAAGGUUUGCUUGACUUUCUAGAAUCUGUUGGUGAGUUUGGGAAAAUGGAGCGCUUCAGCCAGGUGAUCCAAGUGGCUCGUUGGGAUCUGGAGGAGGAACAACACUGGGAUGUUCUGAGGGAUCGGCUAGAUCACCUGGAUCGCUUGGAGAAGGUGAACCGGGAAGUAAAACUGGCCUACAUCGCCAAACUCCACGAGGAGGGAUUUGAUCUUGGAGAUCUGGAGGAGCAGGAUCUCUCAGAUGUCAUGGAUGAAAUGGGAAACAUCGACAUUCCCUGGAAGUUGUAUAAAAGUGGCCGAGGAGCGAUGGGAGACUCUCAGGAGUUUUCAGAUGCAGGGGUUGACCUCACUGCUCCAUCAGACUGUGAGGAUCCUCUCGUUCCUGAUUCCCUCACCCCUUCUCCUGUCGAGCUGCCACCGAGACCCCCCAAACCUCCAGCGCGUCAUGCCAGCGUGAGCUCUGACCUCCACACCUACAUCAAUAUCAGUAGGGAGACCACGUCCAUGGCUGUGUCCACCUCUCCUACAUUGUCUACUUUCUCCCCUAACUCCUCAUCCCCCACUUUCACAACUUUUAGGUGUGAGAAACCCCUACCUCCAUCUCCUCCCUCCAUCCCUCCUCUUCCCACCUCUAAACUGGUCCCUUACCUCACCCUGUAUACCACCCCAUCUCCACCUCCAUCUAUCCCCACCCCAACUCCUCCCAUCCCUCCCCCUCGGAAGCGUCACCUUGCCAGGAAAGAGGCACAGCGGCUCGCUGCUCUCCAAACCGAACAGGAAAAGACCCCCCUUUCCCUUCCUCCUCCCACCACACGUCCCCCACCUCUGCCUCCUCCACCAGUUAUCUCAAUCUCCUCCUCAUCUCCCCCUGCAAUACCAACUCCACCUGCCCUGCCUCCUCCCCCCUCCUUCCAUGCACUGGAUGUAGAGAUUCGGAAGCUAUUAGUGCUUGCUGGAUUGACCCAAGCUGAGCUCCUCAAACUCAGCCCAGAACUUGGUGUUUGUGUUGGAGGGUUUGAGGAGGAUGAGGUUGAUGGAGAUCACGUUAUCUCGCUCAGGUCUGGGGAGCUACAUGAGUUCAGACUAAAAGAUCAGAAUGAGAUGAAGGACUGUGACACAGAGUUGAUGGCCAGAGACAGAUGGAGAAGCAGAGGCAAGAUGGAUGGAGAUCGAAGAGCGGAUAUAGCUGAAGAUGGCAAAACAAAUGAGGAGAGCACACAAAGAACCACCUCGUUCACUGAUAUGGCAAGGAGAAGGAAGAGAAGCAGUGGUCUGACCUCUGACCCUUACUACAGCACUGGUUUUAGCAAUACACAGGAAACCAAAACAAAGAAUAUUGGCUUUGAGUCUUUCCGGUAUCCUGCCGAGGUGCUAGAUUCACCUCCUCCUCCUCCUCCUCCUCGCCCCUUACCCCCAAUCCCACCAUCUGUGCCACACCACAAAAUCAGCACUCUCAAGGCUAACUCUGCACAGCCUGAGCGAUUUGAUUGGCUCAUAGCAUUCACACCUGACCCUGAAGCCCUACUACAGCAUCCAACCCUGGCAGUGAGAAAAUCUCUUGUGGAAAAUCAAAAGAAGCUCAGUUCUUCAGGGUCAUCUCCAGGGUUAGCGCCAAAAGUCACGACUUUUAAAGAGCUGCGUUACCGCAACAAGAGCACCUUCCUCCAAACAAAGGUGAUCACUGAUCCAGACCCUGACCCAACAGUUAUUACUCCAGAUGCAGAUAUACUGUACAACCUGAGGUGGAGAAGAGAGAUGGCAGGCGGCGACGGCAACCAAUGGGAGUACACUUCUCAGGCUCAGGCCUUUUUUAUGCAGCCGCCACCGGCCCUCACCUCAAUGGCCGCUCUGAAGGAAAUGCUCCAGAGAGCUGACGAGGAGGGUAGACAACCGGAGCUGUGCCCAUCACAGAAGAUUGGCUGCUCAGUCAGCGACAGCAGCCUGUGGACCAUGGGCAGAGAGUGGGAGGGUGAAGAAGUUAAGAGGGAUGAAAAUGAAAGGAAAGAAGAAGAGGAGGUGGAGGUGGAGAAGGUGGAGGUGGAGGUGAGAGGACGAGCCGAUGGCGGAAGGACUUUAGAAACAAGAACUACAGUUUCCUCCCCACCACUGUCCCUCGCCCAGUUCUCCCAACCCUAUUUCCUCCACACCGCCCUCCCUACCUAUCAUCCAGGCUACUGUAACUCCCAGCCCUUUGCAGAUCCCAGACCCCGCAGUCAUGCAGGCAGGGAGUCCACAGACAAACACUGUAACACACAGUGGGCCCCUGCUGCCGGCUCAGCUUGUAUCCACAGAGAUGAUUCCAGCCCUGAUAUAAACUCUGGCUAUGAAUCUCUGGAAGAUUUUGGUGCAGACUCUCCUUGUGAUUAUGGGAAGAUGUUUAACACACCCAGGGUUCUUACGUCUGACUCUAUCUGUAAUUUCGACUCUCUAUACCGCAGUGACUCAGACACACACACUAAGUCAGACACACCUGUUAGUGGCACCGCAGAGGCUCCUGGUUGCACGACCCCAUAUAAGAACAUAGAUGUCAUGAUGACGUAUUCAAACAGUGUCAGUACUAUGGACUCGCUGUAUUCACAAAAGCGCACAAACUCGUGCACGGAUCACAACAGCAACAAGGCCAGGGCAUCUAAGGAGCUUCCUCCUCUUCCUACGUAUUACUUGUACCACCCAAAAAACUGCCCUCUGCACAGGGGUGCCCCUCCCCGCCUCUCCCCUAUCGGCGCCCUCUCCCCUCCCCAGCGCCCCGGUGCGCCCCCCCCAGGCGUAGCAGGCUCCUACCUCAGCUCCCCGCUUUUCCCCCGCUCUCACACCUUGCCUGCCCUCGCUGCUCCCCUCUACUAUCCAAACCUCUACCCUCCUAUACCGCCAAGGGCGCCCGCCCUACCCCCAAAACUCUACCAGGCUCCUCCGCAGUCACGCGUGGCGAUGUCUCUCAGACUUUUGUCACUUUCUCGACCCGGGGGAUUUGCAGAUUUGAAAGAACUAGCUGUUCGCAGUGUCUCAUUCGCUGGCUCUGUCCAGAGGACAGAUAAAUCCUGGAUGGGUGAAGAUGUGAAGCAUCCAAUGAGAGGUCUGGGCCUGUCCGCUCUGUGCCUGCAGGACAAAAAAGCUCUGGUCAGUGCGGUCAGUAUGGCAGUGGAAGCCAUCUUGGCCCAGUUCAGCUCUUCUCGCACUGUAGUUCAGAAGUCUCUCUCAGUUAACAAGGCCUUAUCAGGAGACAGCACUAUAAAUCCAUCUCUGGGCCGUCUGGUGCUGCAGUGUCUCUGCCCUGCCCUGCACAGCUUGCUGACCGAUGGCUUGAAACCUCACCAGAGUGACCUGAUUGCAGGCAGGAGGCCAAAUUCAGCCUGGGGUCUGGUCCAGGCCUCAACCAGGCCAGGUCCUAAAUCUCAAGCGUUGUUCAACCUACAAGUCCGUGUUGGAGAGCUGCCUCAGCUCAGACAGAGCAAACACAGGUUCAACGCAUUCCUCCUUGGUCUACUGAAUACCAAGCUUCUGGAUUUCUGGCUAUCUCACCUUCAGUCUUGCAGUGACGUGCUAGAGACAUAUUACCGGCCCUCUUCCUUUAUGCAUCUGUCGCUGACUGCCUGCCAGCCUCUGUUUGAGGAGCUGCUCCUCGUGUUGCAGCCUCUCAGCCUGCUGACCUUCAACCUCGACCUGCUCUUCCAGCACCACCAUUUAGAGCCAGACAGUCCCACUCCAGAGAUCCCCAGUCCACCUUCACAGGAUGCUGGAUCCCAGCGGUCAACAGAGGGGUCCAAAUCCAAAAUCACAAGCUGCAAAUAUAUUGAAAGCCUCUCAGAAGUAGACUUUGGAAGCCCAGAAUAUCGGGCAGCCAAAGAGAAAUUGUCACCGUUGAGCAAUCCAAAGAAUGGAGUACCAGGGGAGUCAACACAUAGCAGCGCUGCACCCAUAAAAGCUUCGGUCACUCAGACAAGUCCUCAGCUGUUGUGGGUGCAGGAGAAGGAUAUUGGAGACUUCCCUCUUCCUAAUGCUGAGGACAGCCUCGCUCAGCAGGCAGGACAGGUGAUCCAGCAGGGAUGGGGGGCUGUGAUGCGCUGGGGAGGCAGACUGAGCCACAACCUGUCUGAGCCGAACCUGAAAAAGGAGGAGGUAAAGACGGAUCUGCCGGACCUCCAGGCCCAAGCAGGAAGUGACUUUGCUGCGGUCAGCAGUGGGGCUCAGGUUCCCUGGGGUUUGGGGCGGCUCUUUGGAGCCUCUAAAAGCCUCAACAGCCCACCAGGUCACACGCCACCAACCAGGCGUCCCUCUCAGUGGCUGGCUCCUGGUGUCACUGCGCUGACACGAAUGGUGAGCAGCAACUCCACUCCGAUAAUAAGGAGGGGCCCAGAGCCCCAGGGAGAAAAUGAACCAGAGUCAGAGAAGGAGGUUGACACACUGGAGAUGAAGGACAAACCCAGACCGCUCAGGUCCGUACGAACGCUGUGUGACCACUCUGGAACAGGUUCGGAGCUUAGCUUCUGCAAAGGGGAGAAACUGGUGGUGUUAGGAGGAGUCGAUCAGGACUGGAUUCGCUGUCUUCAGGGAGACAAGGAGGGACUGGUACCUAUUGGCUACACCUCCCUCAUCAUGUGACUUCGGUACCAUAACUGCUGCACUCAAUCAAUAAAAAAUAAAAAAAAUGAAUAUAUAUAAAUAUAUAUAUUUAGGCGAGUGUUAUGGUGAGGCUUCACUACUCUAAAAGGGAUAUUUCAUGCUUGCUCGGUUUGAGUUGAGUGUAUAACACCAUCUGUUCUGCUUUACAUGCAUCAGGAGCAGUCUGCAGCCCACUCCCUUUAUGAACAUAUGGGAGGGUUUUUUUCCCCAUCACAAUCCAUCCAGUUUGGUAGCAUUAAACUAAUGGAUGUUGGCAGCAGGAAUGCAGCAGAUGCUGUGAAAUAAUGACUCAAGUCAAACUUAAAUCAUUUCAUACCUUGAUCUUGGGGUGAAGUAUCCCUUUAAAAUGUUCUUUUCUCAAUGUCUGCAUUCCUUGUCAGCCACUGAUCUGAAAAUGAUCUCAGGGUAACUUUUGCCCGAUCAACAACUUGCAGAUGUGAGUGCUUUCAGAUCAGAGGCUGCCUGUCAUGAGGAGGCGACAGUCAUAUUUGGUGCCUGGUGGUAGCCACGUUGAUAUCUCUCGCCGUCAGCUGUAGAGAGUCGUGGCUCGCAGGUUGUCGAAUGGAGAAAGGAUGUGAGAGUACUGGGCCGUAGCUCCUGUUGCAUACUGCGUAGUAAUGUAGUGAAUUGUAGCUGUGUAGAUCUGUGUUCUAUUGACCUUUCACCCCUAUUGACCUCUCACCUUUAUCGCCUGGUUCAUGUGUGUUUGACAUGUUUCUGCUACUAUAUUUGACUGUAUAAAUAUACAUAAAAAAAAAUAUAUAUAGGUAUAUAAAUUGAGAUUGAUAUUACCAAGAUAGAUAGAAAGAUAGAUGAACAAGAGAAAGCAGAUGGUAAAACACGAGCAGCAGCUUAAUACUGUGGCCACAUUGAGGAAGUGGAUGAUUGAAAAUGAAUGGAUUCAUUCUAAAUCUUUACAUCUGCAACUUUACACACACAUUAAGUGGUUAUCAUCCAUGCAAAAAAAAAAAAAGUGUUUAAGUAUGAAAUCCAGUAUCUUCCCUCCUGUUUGCUUCAUGUAUUGCUAUUGUCUUGACAUCAUAUUCAUACAAUUAUUAGAUUUAUCCUCAUACCUUUAACACUGUAUGCAUUGUAAUGUGCCAUGAAUGCUUUGAAUGAAUGCCAAAAAAUAUCAAUCUAUCCAUCUAUCCAUCCCACACAGUUAUAGAAGAUAAUAUCAGACAAAAGCAAUCUGGAGCUCAUCUCUCAACUCGUCCAAAACCUCAAGAGGCCAACACGUGUCAGAGUAAACACCUCACACAACUAUGCUCAACUCUUGUUCAACACUAUCUGACCUUAAACUUAAUGCAGUGAGAAAAUCCCAGAGGUAUUUAUGAAGUAUUCAUAAAUGCUACUGUAAAGUCCGUAGGUUUGGUGGCUGGUCUCCACCUCAUACCUCCGCUGUUGUAUUUAUCUUACCCCUUCCCGCCAUGUUUGCUCAUCAUAAUCAUUGAUAUUAAUGAUAGUGGUAGUGGUGGAAGUGAUAUGUUGAUUCUAACCCCAUUGCUUUAUGUCAUAUAUUUAUUAGUUAUUGUCUAGAUUCUGUAUUGAUGACUAUGCAUAUGGUUAAAUGUACAACUAACAGCCUUUUUGUUUGUUUUAAACUCAAAGUUUUGAUUUGAUGUUGGCACAUGAAGCCUAAAAAAAUCGCUUAGAUAGUUAAAGUUAAUAUGAAAGAGAUGGAUUUUAACUGGUCAGGAAAGGCUGACACUAAAGGACCUCCAUUUAAUACAGCAGGAAAGUUUCAUUGCUCUUGAUCAAUCAGGGAAAGCUCAGUUCUUCAAAGUUUCCUCGUUUUAUUGUGUCAAUGCCAUGUAGCAUGACAUUACAGUCACGAUGGCAACUGUCCAGUAGCAUUUAAUCUAACCAGUGCUCAUAACCUAUGAUCACAAUAAAAUGCCAUCAAAUGGAUAACACCUAGGUGUUUACAAGAAAUAAUGUCUCGAUAAAGAUGAAAUAUCAGUUGACACAUUCAAUUCUGUUUAUAUUUUUUGGUUUGUUUAUUUGUGAGAUUCUGGUCUAAAUGCAUUUGUUUGAAAUCUGUUAAUUUAUUGGAUGUACUAUUUAUAGAUCAUGAGGUUUCUGAAAGGAAUAGCUCUAUCUGACCCAUCUAAUGUCUCUCUAUCUAUCUGGGUCUUGUGCGCGUGUGUGUGUGUGUGUGUGUGUGCAUGAGAGAGAGAGAGAGAGAGAGUGCAUACAUGGCAGCGUGUUUGGCAGUGAAAGCAGAGAUGAGUGUGAGCACAUCGGUGUGUCUGCACAUCCUGCACUUUCACUGCGUGUGUGCGUGCGUGUGUGCGGCUGCUUGCGUGUAACAUUGAGAUGUACCUCCCUCUCCUCCUCUUUCUCUCUCUGGUGUCAUGUAGCCUGUAGACAUCCCUGUGUCCUACUAUUGCAUAUAGUUCAGUGCCCCUCUAGUGUCAGUCACUGUCAACCUCCUGCAUGUGCUUGUUUGUAAAUACACCAAAUAAAAUGAUCAGUAUAAACCAAA